UGAUGCUGCCACUACGCCAUGAGCGAUGGCCUCGCAGCUCAAAACGUGGCCUGCGCCACUGUACACUUGUACCCUCCCCCUCGCACUCGUCUUGCAUCACCCCACUGAUGGAGCGCGUUGAUAAUAAUUGAUAGGCAUUGCCUAUGCCUGCCUCCUCGUCUUCCUUUUCGAUUUCCUCCAAAGUUUUUUAUAGUCACGCACACGCUAAUUAAUUAUCAGUGUAUUUAUUUCACUCGCAUCUCUCUCACUCACUCUCUCAAGUCUCGCUCUCGCUCCCAGCUCGCCUGCUCUUUUCAUUCUUAUCCCCUCGCCUCUCUCCACCUCCCCACCUGUAGUUUUCUCCUCCCCGUCCUCGUCCUUGUCCCCGUCCUCCCGGCCAGGGGCAAAAUUAAACAGCCAAGGCGUUCCCGGCAAUCUUGGUGGCCUGGUGGGGUGUCCUCUGCAGCGAGAACGGUGGUGGACCUGGGCCAGAGGCAGGGAGGGAAGGGAUGGAGGCGGUGGUGAACGUCAAGUACAGGCCGGCCAUGUUCCUGAACGGCGCCGCGGGUGCGGCGGCGGUCGCCAAGAAGAUGCGGCCCGCGGCGGCGGCGUGGGGCGCAGGCGAGGCGGGGGUGUACCGGGAGUGCCUCAAGAACCACGCGGCGAGCCUGGGCGGGCACGCCCUGGACGGGUGCGGCGAGUUCAUGCCGACGCCGGAGGCCGACCCCGCCGACCCGGCCUCGCUCCGGUGCGCCGCCUGCGGGUGCCACCGUAACUUCCACCGCCGGCUCCCCGAGGCGCCGCCCUCGCCGCCCCUCCUCGCGCUGCCUCCGCCUCUUCCUCCCGCGCAGCCGGCUCCGGCGCUGCAGCACGUGAUGCGUGAGGCGCCGGAGGACCGCCUGCCGGCCGCCUUCGACGACGACGAGACCGACGAGUCGGACGAGGGGUCGGACUUCGACGAGGAUCGCCCGCUGUCGCCGCUGCCGGCGCCGGCGAUGGGGCCGCCGGGAUACCUCCAGCCGGCGCCGCACAUGCUCCUCGCGCUGAGCACCGGCGCGCCGGGCGCCUCGAUCCCCGCGGUGGUGCCGAGGCCGCCGGCCUCCCUGGGCCCGAUGCCGGCGCCAGGCGCCGCUUCGGCGGCGGCGCGGAAGCGGUUCCGCACCAAGUUCAGCCCGGAGCAGAAGCAGCGGAUGCAGGCGCUGUCGGAGCGGCUGGGGUGGCGGCUGCAGAAGCGCGACGAGGCGGUGGUCGAGGAGAGCUGCCGCGAGAUCGGCGUCACCAAGGGCGUCUUCAAGGUCUGGAUGCACAACAACAAGCACAACUUCGUCGGCGGCCACAGCGCGCGCCGCAGCGCCUCGGCCGCCGCCGCCACCGGCGCCGCACCACCGAUCCUCCCUCCGCCCCACGCCGCCGCCGUCCACCCUUCCGCCCCCGCCGCCCCCGCCGCACCACCUCCCCCGCCGCCCGCGCCCGUCCACGCUGACUUCAACAUCAACGGCGCCGCCUCCGCCGCCGACUACUUCCGCGUCCAGCCGGCGACAGCGACGGCGAGCGGCGGCUCCCCGCAAUCCUCCUAGUCAAAAGACUUAGUGCUAAUCGGUCGUGUCUGAUUAAUAACCAACCCUAAUGCUAAUGGCGGAUGCAUGGCGCUAGUGAAGCUUGCUGGUCUUUGUUAAUGGUGGAGCCCAAGAAAGAUCCUACCGCAGAGCGUGGGCUUUCGGGAUCUGAUGAUGUAAUGAUUCAGGAUUAGCGCUGAUGAUGAGUACAGUUAGUAGCGAGUGGUAGUAGACCGGUAGCUGUCGUAGCAGUUGUUCUUGAGCUGUAGAUGAUGGUCGGAUGUGCUUGUCUCCAUCUAGGAUCUCAUGCUGUUCUUGUCAUCUUUAAUGGAUAUAUUAAAAAAAAUGCAAGCUCUCUUCUUUCUCC
Molecule: messenger RNA, 1902 nt
Organism: Setaria italica (foxtail millet)
Lineage: Eukaryota; Viridiplantae; Streptophyta; Magnoliopsida; Poales; Poaceae
Product: zinc-finger homeodomain protein 10
Exons: 1
Coding region: 489-1556 (355 amino acids)
Biological process (GO): regulation of developmental process; regulation of DNA-templated transcription
Cellular component (GO): nucleus
Molecular function (GO): transcription cis-regulatory region binding; DNA-binding transcription factor activity
Source: RefSeq, a predicted model, not a curated record